AUGACUCGAACUGGUGGUGAAAUUUCUAAUACUUUCUCACCAGAAGUACCAAGUGCUUUAUAUACGCUUAGCAAGAACGUGCUAGGCAGGAAUGUUACUGAUACCAUAGCUCCAUUUGUUAGGGAUGCACUUCCAGCAGUGAUUAAUCAUGAUGUGGAAAAUGCGGAAAGUGUUAUAAAAAAUAAAGAAGAAAGUAUUAACAAUAAAAUUGAUAAAGCCGAUAGGAAAGAUAACAACGAAUCUAAUGACCCUAGAGCAUGCACGACACCUGAAGAUACAGAAGGAUUUUGCGACGACUUGAGUAGUUGUCCUCAAUUGUUGCUCAAUUUAGGAAACCUAAGGCAGUCAUUGUGCUUCAAGAGUCUUUUUGAACCCGGCGUUUGUUGUCCGAAAACGACAGUUUUAACGCCAGUGUCGUCUCCUAGUUCGAUUGCCAUCGCAAACCCUGUACCGACAACACCAACAACCACAACGACCACAACUCGCCCCACUCACUCAGCGCCAGUCACGUUCGCUGCUAUUUAUUACAACACGGAAAAACCCCAAAGGCAACAGUUGACUCCUGUUGCAAUCAAUACGCCCAAGCUCAACCACUCGACAAUACCUGUUAUCAAUAAUUUCGUCAAUCCAGAAGAUUGCGGCCAACCGGAAUCGGCUAAAUUCAGGGUAGUAGGUGGAGAAGAAGCCUUGUCUGGAAAGUGGCCCUGGAUGGCAGCCAUAUUUUUGCACGGUCCGAGAAGAAGCGAAUUUUGGUGCGGAGGUUCCUUAGUAACAGCUACUCAUGUCCUUACUGCAGCACAUUGCACUAGGGAUUCAAGACAACGGCCAUUUGCUGUGCGUCAAUUCAGCGUUCGCUUGGGAGACGUAGAUUUGAGGCGAGACGACGAACCGUCGAGUCCUGUAAAUUUCAACGUGACGGAAAUCAGGACGCACAAACAAUUUUCGAGAAUAGGUUUCUACAACGACAUCGCCAUCUUGAAACUAGACAAGCCAGCUCGUAAAUCGAAGUACGUUAUUCCCCUGUGCUUGCCGCCCCCGCAGCUGAGGAACGACAAAUUCGCCGGCAAGAAGGCGACUGUCGUGGGUUGGGGCACCACGUAUUACGGCGGUAAAGAAAGUACCGUUCAGAGACAGGCGGUAUUGCCCAUUUGGAGAAACGAAGAUUGCAACGAUGCAUAUUUCCAACCGAUCACGGCUAAUUUCAUUUGCGCCGGAUAUUCUCAAGGGGGCACUGACGCUUGCCAGGGGGAUUCCGGGGGGCCUCUCAUGGUAUAUUGGGACACACGGUGGAUACAAGUUGGAGUGGUGUCGUUUGGGAAUAAAUGCGGGGAGCCGGGAUAUCCGGGAGUUUACACGAGGGUGACGGAAUAUCUGGAUUGGAUUCACGAAAAUACGAAGUAG
This is a messenger RNA of Phyllotreta striolata, 1401 nucleotides long. The record is from the annotation of a GenBank genome assembly. Lineage: Eukaryota; Metazoa; Arthropoda; Insecta; Coleoptera; Chrysomelidae.